Messenger RNA from Penicillium robsamsonii, 798 nucleotides. Its product is annotated as rhamnogalacturonan acetylesterase. The transcript has a single exon. The record is from RefSeq and is a predicted model, not a curated record. Lineage: Eukaryota; Fungi; Ascomycota; Eurotiomycetes; Eurotiales; Aspergillaceae. Bases 1 to 798 code for a protein of 265 amino acids. Gene Ontology annotation, molecular function: hydrolase activity.
AUGAUCAUGAUCUUGAAAGCAACCGGGGUGGCUCUCCUCAGUAUCCUAUCUUAUGUUCAAGCAUAUCCUUCACGUUCCCUGAAGCAGUCGCCCAAGAGACCAUUUUUUAUUUUGGCAGGUGAUAGCACCACAGCCCCUCAAUCCUCAAACGGAGGAGGAUGGGGGGACGGCUUUCUCAAUACAACCCUUUUCAAAGGAGCCUCUGGUCGCAAUCUCGGUCACAACGGUGCAACUACUGUUAGCUUUCGAGAUGGAGGCGAUUGGGACGAAGUUAUAGGAAUCGUGAAACAGGUUCGACAUGACUAUCAUCCAUUUGUGACUAUCCAAUUUGGGCACAACGAUCAAAAGCCAGCUGCAAAAAUAUCAUUGUCACAAUACACCACCAAUCUUGAAAAAUUUGUGACCGAGGCUUUUGGUGCUGGAGCUACACCGAUUCUCGUCACCCCUCUGUCUCGGCGUAACUACGAUAACUCAACAGGCACACCGAGUAUUCUCAUGAGUCUCGCCAACGAGACCAUGGGCACCAUCAAUGCCGCCUAUCGCUCAUGUGCUACAUAUAUUGACCUGAAUCAAGCUAGCACCCGAUACCUCAAUGCAAUCGGGCCAGAAAAUGCUUUUACUUACAACCUCAACCCAAUGGACUAUACCCAUCUGAAUGUUCCGGGGAGUAUUCUGUUUGGGGGAAUUGUGGCCGAACUGAUUACCCAGAAACUUGAUGCUUUGGAAAAGUCUGGAUAUCUGCGUGUGAAUGGUAAACUUAAGGAAGAUGUUGAUCAUGGGAUCUACCACUGGCCUUAG